This is a messenger RNA of Syngnathus acus (greater pipefish), 2113 nucleotides long. Its product is annotated as germ cell-specific gene 1-like protein. The transcript is spliced from 6 exons. NCBI's taxonomy places the organism in Eukaryota, Metazoa, Chordata, Actinopteri, Syngnathiformes, Syngnathidae. The record is from RefSeq and is a predicted model, not a curated record. Bases 452 to 1522 code for a protein of 356 amino acids. Gene Ontology annotation, cellular component: plasma membrane.
AGCCACCUAGUCACUGUUUUACUCUGAGUAUGAAUUUUCUAUCCUCUGCUUUUCAACCCAAAUAUUUAGGGUGGAAUGAGUGCAGGAAUCCAUUGGGGCUCAGAAAACAUGAUGGCAGUGAAAAGCAAUGUUCAUAUAAUUCUCUUUUUGCCAUGUUUUCAUCACGUCAAGGUCAUGCUAAAGUUCAUAUCAAAACAGGGGAAGGAGACCACACAUGGGUCAGGCGGCGGUGAUGAUGAAUUGGAGUGAAAAUGAAUGGAAUAGCCAAAAUGAAAACAGAUGGAAAAGAGUUGUCUGUUUUGGAUUAAUAUGGAUUAAAGAAGACGAGUGUGUGUGUGUGUGAGUCUGAACGCAGGCCUCGUCAUUUGGCACUCCUCCUCACUAUGUGAUGAGCGAAGACUGAAAGUGGAGCGGCGAUGAGAAACUAACCCGUAGAGACGCUGCAGACGGUAUGAUGGCUUUCCUUCAGCAAAUGCGUUCCCCCGAGCUCUCCUUCAUCCAGACUGUCGUGUCUCUCUUCCUGGCUGCCAUGGCGCUCACGUCCUCCAACUGGUGUGUGGGUAAACAGAAGGUACCCAAACCUCUGUGUUCACCCAUCAAGCAUAGCAAAUGCAUCCCAGUUCCCGGUGUGUCCAACUCGUCCAGCAUCCAGUUCUCCUGGGAGACGGGAGACGACCGCUUUGUCUUCCCCGUCUUUCACACGGGUCUGUUUGUCACUUGCGAGGAGAACAUCUACACGGACGCGUGGGAGGAGAAGUGUCGAGGGUUCUACACUUUGACUCCGAGAUCUGAAAAAGCCAUGAUGUGGCUGUCGUUGUCCAUGGAGCUGAUGUACGUGGCUCUGCUGUUCAUCAGCUGCAUCCUGCUGUCCGUGCAGUUGUGCAUCAGGGCCUGGUGCCCGUCCACUCAACGCUGGGGCCAACUGCUUAACGCCUUUGCUGCUGUCUUCACAGUUUUGGGAGGUUUGCUCGGAAUGGUGGGUCACAUGAUGUUCAUGCAGGUGUUUCAGACUACAGUGUCCAUGGGUCCAGAAGACUUCAAGCCUCACAGUUACGGCUAUUCUUGGGCAUUUUAUGUGGCCUGGUUCGCCUUCACUGUCUGCAUGUCAGCUGGCGUGUCCACCCUAAACAACUAUACAAAAAAUGUCCUGAUGGUGGGAGCCCGACUUAACUCCAGCCUCAACCCUUUCAACUUUGUGGGACUCCUGCCCCCGGCACCUUAUUUCUCCACACCCAACUCUGGCAUGGGCCAUGCUUUUCACCAAUCCAAUGCGCCAAUCUCUCAUUUGUCCCCUUACUACGAUCAACCACCGACCAAGUCACCGCCGCCCGGUAAGCCGUCCCUUUGUAUUCCUCUAACUCACUCUGUGUCCUUUCCUCCUCCGUCUUCUCACCUUGCGUCUCCUUUGCAUCGCUCGUCCCUCCCAUCUCCAUCUCACUUACCUAGAUCAUCUCCUGUUGCCCAUAGACAGGAGAACAUAGUUCCCCUUUACACACCUCAGGAAUACUAUGGCCCUCUUUGAACUCUUAUGGUACAGUUCAUUCGGCCGGAUGUGAACAGUUCUAGAACUCAGGUGGGAAUCAAGUCUGGUUCCAAAUUGGAUGUUUUUGCUCCAUGCUGUUUUGAUGAGUACACCAAAGUUUUAUUCCUGCGAAAACCUUUUCUGUGAUGUCAUUUGCCUUUUUUUUUUUUUUUUUACCAUGCAAAGAAGAAUAACCAGGUGGGAAAUGGACUUAACAAGCCUAUUAACCGAUUCAUAACAGAGAAAAAAAACAUAGCUCUGAAAGCAUUUAUUAUGCACUUGGGUGAAAUGGAAGUACUUUUAAUGACAGGAUAUAACCAGCCAAAGCCCAAGGAUGGAAAGGAUAAUGAUCUAUUAGAACAAAACCCACAAAUUACAAGCAUUGGUCGGGAAUCUCUUUUUAUUAUCGUAAAAAUAAUCAUCCAUGAUGACAAACAACAAAACAGAACAGCAUUAGAUAUACAAAGCAUAACAGGAAACAUAUUUACAUUUAAUUAUGUAAAGGCAGUGUCAAUUCCUAAGUCAGCAAUAUGACAUUUAGAAGGUGAAAAUUAUUCUUACCAUAGUAAAAUUUAUCAUUUAAAAAAAAAA